This is a messenger RNA of Saccostrea cuccullata (small rock oyster), 1763 nucleotides long. RefSeq lists its product as uncharacterized. Bases 381 to 1517 code for a protein of 378 amino acids. Lineage: Eukaryota; Metazoa; Mollusca; Bivalvia; Ostreida; Ostreidae. The record is from RefSeq and is a predicted model, not a curated record. The transcript has 2 exons.
GUUAACGUGUAUUCCUGCAAAUGGAUAUUUCUCUUUCUGACUCAACAUGCUCGGCUAAUUACUGGUCUGCAAUACAAAUUUCCCGUUUGUAAUCAUUUUUUUUUCCCGAAUCUUCUUAAUUGUAAUUUAUUUCUGAUCUUCGUGUUCUGGAAUUAUUACAUGACAAUGUUGGAAAUAACCUAAUUAACGAGGGUGUGUAUUGCAGAAAAUUUGAACUGAAAAUGGAUAUUGCUUGUGAUUCAGCAUCUCUUUGAUGCAAGUUCAAGUGAAAGUGACAAUUUAAUUAUUCUGCAUUUUAAAAACAAUUUUGUGAAGAUGUGAAAAAACGUCUGACGCAAAUUGAAUAAAAAGGACUAAACACGCAAGUGUGAAGACCGAAGAUGGACACUUUAUCAGGUCCGUCGGGGGUUUCAUUGAAAAGACUGAAUAUAAAAAAUAAUUUAGCUGAACUUUAUCUUAAGAAACAGCUGGACCAAUAUCAGAGGGAAAAGACCUUCAGCAUCUCUCAUAUUGACAGAGAUAGGUUCGACACGAGAGAUUUUUUGAAACAGGUCCAGAGAAUUGAAUCCGACAACAACCAUGCAGCAAUCACAUAUUUGGGACGUGAACCAAACGCAGGCUACAAGGAAAGACUUGCCAAAUUCCGAGGUUCAACCGAGACUCUGCCAACAGAGGUUGAGACCACCGCUAGAGUUGAUUCUGUCAUCAAAGAAGCAAUACAGCCACCACCAUCACCACAUCGACCCCCUGAAAUAAUAAAACCCUCCACGGUACCGACCCUCCACUCCAAAACCACGUUACUGGAGCCACCUAGUAAAAACUGUACCAUGCCAGAAAUCAAAAUAUCCAAUCCAUCCCCGGAAAUGUUGGAUGUUGCUACGGAAACAAAGAAAGAACCGGAAACGGUCAAACGCCCCGACACCCUACCGUUGUUAGGUACGUCGUUGACCAAUAGGCGCGGAUCUGUGUAUCUGCAGAUUGCAGCGGUUGUGAAUACCCCGGAUGAUGCGAGUGUGUCAUCCGAAGAGAUGGACUCUGACGAAGAAGAGAAUCCACAGAAACCGAAAAAAAUUUCAUCGCGGAGGAAAUCGUUCAUGGCUUGGAUUAACACAAAGAAGAAAACUUUUCCUUCUCUCCAACAUGUCGAUAAUAGGUCACGGGACGAGGUCAGAAGGCAAUCGUUUUUCUCCUGGGUCGAAUCUCGGGAGAAAGAAAAGGAGAAAGCGACGUUUGCCAUCUUAGAAGCCGACGAGGAGUCGAGUGAUAUUGGCGAAGCCGAAUCCCGGCCUCGUGUUCCCAGCGUUAGGCGUUGUGAAAGUUUAAACAUCAACCCCUUUAAAGCCAAAGCUCGACAGUUAAUGAAUACUUUCAAAUUCAUUCGUAAGGAACCCCUUAACAUUAGACUUCAGAAGUUUUAUUCGAAGCUUGAAGAGAUCAAAAAAAGGGAUGAAAUGUCUAUGCGUGUGUUGAGUAGAAAUGGUUGUAGAAGUGUGCACGAAAUACGAAACCCAAGAUGAUAUUAUUUUCACUAGUUGUCUUGAUGUGCUCUAAGUACAAUUCCCUGUUAACCUUGAACUUUCAGUAAGUCUCGACAUUGCAUAAUUAGGGUCUGAAAUUUACACAUCCUUUCACUCACUUUUGAAAUAUAUGUUCGGGCGAAUGUCAAGGAGUGUAUUAAUGAUCCAAUGAUAUCGUUUCGUGAGGCAGCGAGGUGGGGCUUAAGUCGUCUUAUCGUUGUCAAUAACAAUUUAAAGUUGCUGAUG